AUCACGUGAACGACGGCGUCAUCGCGUCAUCAAAGAGACCGACGUAACAAGCGAUUACAUCGCGCCGGUGGUCGUGCGUCUAGUGCGGCGUGCCGCAUUCGAUUUUAUCGCGUGCAACGCAUCUUUUUCGCUCGUCGACGUCGACGUUAGUGAACAAAAGCCAAUACCGCGGCACCGAAUAAUUAUCUCGUGUGCCGUGUCUCACGAGGAUGAAAAUGCCUCGCAAGAGAACGUUCACGCUUCACGAGGUAUACAUUGGACGCAGGAACGGCACGAAGAAUCCGAGGUGAUCUUUGUGCUUUCACUUCGCACAAAAGAUUCGUAUACUUUAUUCAAACAACUGUAUCCGUACAAAAAAUGGAAGAAUUUCAAAGGUAUGAGGAAUCUGAUAUGUAUAAAGAACGGCCACCUUGCAGUUUACGAAGAUUAGGAGACAUGAUACCAGCACGGGUCGUACUGUAUAUGCUCUCGUUUUCCGGAUUCCUCGUGUCUUUCAUGAUGAGAACGGAUAUCAACAUCGCUAUGGUGGCCAUGGCGAAAAUACCGUCAACAUCGAAUGAAACCAUCGCGGUAACGUCCCAUUGUUACACAAUGUCGAAUGCGUCACACGUGGAAAAUACCAGUGUAAUUAGAUCGGAGGAGGAUGGCGAGUUCGAGUGGAGCCCAGCUAUUCAAUCAGCCAUUCUCAGCUCCUUUUACUGGUGUUAUAUACUAUCGCAAAUGCUUGGUGGUGUUCUUACUCAAUAUUUCGGCACUAAAACCAUAUUCGGCGGAUCUCAAAUCGUUACUGCCGUAUGCAGCCUUCUUAUGCCAACUGCCGCGGAGAUCCAUUACGGGGCAAUGAUAGCGUUGCGCAGUAUACAAGGCAUCGCAAGUGGACUCACAUGGCCCGCAAUGUAUGCCGUAAUCGGACACUGGAUUCCACCUGUAGAACGUUCACGCUUCAUGUCUUCCUUUCAAGGGUUCAGCAUCGGCAUUGGAUUGACCUACCCGUUGUGCGCAUUUAUCAUCGUCCAUUUUGGAUGGAGGGCCGUGUUCUACACGACUGGUAGCAUCGGCCUCGUUUGGUGCAUCUUUUGGUACUGCUGCGCCUUCGAUACUCCCGCUUCGCAUCCCAGAAUAUCUAAGCUGGAACUCCGUUACAUUCAGGAAUGUGUUAGAAACCAAGUUAUUGGAGCAAACGAGGAUAUGCCUGUUCCCUGGAAAUCUAUACUCACGUCUUGGCCAGCAUGGGCUAUCGGUAUCACAACCUUUGGAAGAAUUUGGGUACAUUAUGUCUUUAUUAUCCCCGGCCCAAUGUACAUGAAGACGGUAUUAGGAUUCAGUAUACAGGCAAAUGGUAUCCUGUCAGGUGCCCCUUUUAUCUGUAGCUAUUUAAGUUCUGUUGUAUUUUGCUACGUCGCAGAUCUCCUAGUUACGCGGCAAAUCAUGACUUUAAUUACUGUGCGUAAGAUAUUUACUGCGCUAUCUCAAGUGGUUCCUGGAAUCCUCGUAGUCUUAAUUGGGUACUUAGGUUGUAAUAUUAUUCUCGUUUUAAUUGUAUGGUUUCUAGCUGUUACUCUCAUAACAGCUGGUUACGCGGGUGCAAUGGCUAAUAUUGUCGAUAUCGCACCCAAUUUCGCUGGGCCGGUAUUGGCGUUCGCACAGACAAUUCACAUGACCGCUAGUUUCCUAUCUCCUAUAGCAGCUGGUCUGCUUACACAAGAAAGCCAAUCUCUCGAUGCAUGGAGAAAAGUAUUUGCAGUUACCGCAGGUGUAUCCUGCAGCACGUAUAUUGCUUAUCAACUGUUUGGUACAGCGGACAUACAAGCAUGGAACUAUCCUGAUCAAAAAUAUCCUCAAUCUAUUCAAGAAGAUUCUCAACCAUUAAACGAUUUAUCUCGCGAAAGGAGCGUAAUUGUUUCAAAUCAAUCAAGUUUAUCGAAACAAACAACUGAUUGUUAAUACUUAUGAAGAAAUGAUAUAGAUGUCAAGAUAAUAUAUAGCGAAGAGAUUAUAUUUUUAUGAAGAAUACCUCAGAUAUGUCAAAAUAUUUCAAUUCUCAAUACAGAUUAUGUACUGCACAAAUGUUCGAAAAAAUAAUUGGUUAUAAGUAGAGUACGGAAAUUAUGAGAUAUGAUAUGAUAAGACAUCUUAUUUGGAUAGUCCGAGAUGUGCUGUCUCUUUGAUGACAUUAAUAAUAUUUCUAGGCAGGCAUUAUUGAAAUACAAUUCGCGUAUAAUUAUUAUCGCAUCUAUCGUUUAAAUUUAAACAAAAUCUUUUAUUUUAUUAUUAGUGUUUUUAAGGAAACAACGCAUUUUAAAUUUUUUAUCUCAAUAUGAUAAAUAUUCAACAUCUCGCAAACUCUGCAUUCUAGUGAUAAGUAAUGUAUGCGAUAAUGUCCAAUUUUGUUUACAUGCAUUCUUUAUUAUAAGGUAUAUUGUAUAAUAAUUUAUUCAUAAGAUGAUAUAUGAAAUUGGAAUGUGGAUCUCAUAAAGAUAUGAAAUUAUUAUUAUUUUGUCUUAUUUAUGCAAAUGUUAGAAAGCACAACAAAGAUUUUACACAUAUGUAUAUAAAAAUUUUUAGCAGAUUCACAUUUCAAGUAUCUCUAAACUUAUAACAAGUUUAAGAUAAGAAUACAUUUUUGAACAUAUAUAUAUAAACAUUUAAAAACACGCAAACCAUUAUAUAUAUAUAAUGGUUUGUAUGUCUUAAAUGCUUAUAUAUGUUCGAAAAUGUAUUUUUAUCUUAAACUUGUUAUAAGUUUAAAGAUACUUGAAAUGUGAAUCCGCUAAAAAUUUUUUUAUUUAUUUUAUCCAUUUUUGAAAUAGUAUAUGGUUGUAAUCAUCAUGAAUUAUAUAGAAAGAAUUAAAUAAAAUUAUAGAAUUAGGAGACUUUCAUUAGUAUCUAUGUUUUACAAUCAGUGCCUUGUGGUGCACAUAGAUCUUCAAAUUGUAACAAAGCUCUAACAGAACUCUUUGAUAUUUUUAAUAAUCCAUUAAUCCUUAUAAAUUAUAAUAUAGAGAUUUAGGUAUAGGUAAUACCAGAUGAAAUGUUCACAAUUGUAAAUUAACACUACCUAUUAACCUGCCAUCAUCAAAAUGGAAAAAAGAAUAUUUAUUAUAUAUAGCAUCAUAUAAAACUCGUGUUGUACAAAUAAAUUUAUAGAAGGAUUCGUCCACACAUAUUUAGAGAGAUUAGUUACAAAUAUAUUCAUUUAUAUAAAUGUCAUAAGAGAGAAAAUGUUAUAUAUGUUGCUGAUUAUUAUAUCUUCUUUAGAAUUCAUAUUUUUAUAAAUAUAUAUUGCAAUGAUUAUAUUAAUAACAUACAUGCACAUUUUUUAAAUAAAUUAUAUGAGAGUACU
This is a messenger RNA of Formica exsecta, 3343 nucleotides long. It is a transcript of the gene MFS17, whose product is annotated as sialin. Gene Ontology annotation, biological process: monoatomic anion transport; transmembrane transport. Lineage: Eukaryota; Metazoa; Arthropoda; Insecta; Hymenoptera; Formicidae. The record is from RefSeq and is a predicted model, not a curated record. The coding region runs from base 358 to 1944 and encodes 528 amino acids. The transcript has 13 exons. Gene Ontology annotation, cellular component: plasma membrane. Gene Ontology annotation, molecular function: transmembrane transporter activity.